AUGCACCUCCUAACCUUCCUUACGCUUGCCGAGCCAGGCCCAACAAUACGGCUCAAAGUCCUCGGCGCGCAGUGGGUGUUCUUCAGCGGAUUUCCCCUCGCAUAUCUCAUCUCGCCUCAGAUAUGCCAUGGCUUUGUGGGAUAUCUAAAAGAAGAAGAAGCUGUGAUUACAUACUCGAAGACAAUCAAUGACCCCGAGAAUGGUCAGCCUGGAUGGGAGAGCUUGCAGGCCCCCCGAGAUGGCAAUUAA
Molecule: messenger RNA, 249 nt
Organism: Penicillium robsamsonii
Lineage: Eukaryota; Fungi; Ascomycota; Eurotiomycetes; Eurotiales; Aspergillaceae
Exons: 1
Coding region: 1-249 (82 amino acids)
Biological process (GO): alternative respiration
Cellular component (GO): mitochondrion
Molecular function (GO): alternative oxidase activity
Source: RefSeq, a predicted model, not a curated record